GAGAUGCUAUCCUCUGCCAUGUUUUCUGUUUCGAAAUACGCUGUGUGAUCUUAAGCUUACUAUGUUGUUGAUGUAUGUAUGUUGUAUAUUUGGACAAAAAAUGAUAGCUUACUGCUUACCGAAUACUACACAAUAUACACUUUACACCUUACGCUGAGGGAAACGACUGACCCUUGGUGCUUGAAGCUCAUCUGAUCAUUUUCCUCAUCAUCAUCAUCAUCAUCACUGUGUGUGUGUAGAGAUGCCUCCAGCGACAGGAGGGCCGAUAGGGUACACGCCUCCGGAGGGCGGAUGGGGCUGGGCGGUGGUCGUGGGGGCCUUCAUCAGCAUCGGGUUUUCCUACGCCUUCCCCAAGUCCAUCACGGUCUUCUUCAAAGAGAUCGAGGUGAUCUUCAAUGCCACCAGCAGUCAGGUGUCAUGGAUCUCAUCAAUCAUGCUGGCUGUCAUGUAUGCAGGAGGGCCAAUCAGCAGUAUUCUGGUGAAUAAGUUUGGUAGUCGGCCAAUCAUGAUUGCCGGAGGCUGUCUGUCUGGCACAGGAUUGGUUGCCGCAUCCUUCUGUAACUCAGUGGAGGGUCUUUACUUCUGUGUGGGAGUUAUAGGAGGUCUGGGCUUAGCUUUCAAUCUGAACCCAGCAUUGACCAUGAUCGGCAAAUACUUCUACAAGCGGCGGCCCAUAGCCAAUGGCAUCGCGAUGGCGGGCAGCCCGGUGUUCUUGUCCACACUGGCUCCGCUGAACAGCUGGCUGUUUGAUCAGUUCGGGUGGAGGGGCAGUUUUCUCAUCCUGGGCGGAGCUUUGCUCAACUGCUGCGUAGCAGGAUCAUUGAUGCGCCCCAUUGGACCAAAACCACAACCCGCCAGUUCUAAAGAGGAUGAGGGAAUGAAACCCCAAGAGAAAAAGACUGUCAUGCAAACCUUAAACAGCUUCCUGGAUCUGACGUUAUUCACUCACAGGGGCUUCCUGCUGUACCUGCUCGGAAACUGCAUCAUGUUUUUUGGCCUCUUCGCGCCCCUCGUCUUUCUCAGCAAUUAUGCGAAGAGUAAAGACAUUUCCAAGGACAAAGCUGCAUUCUUGUUGUCAAUCCUGGCCUUUACAGACAUGAUAGCUCGGCCGUCCAUGGGUCUGGUGGCCAACACACGCUGGGUCCGUCCGCGUAUACAGUACUUUUUCGCCGCGUCUGUGCUGUACAACGGAAUCUGUCACGUGUUCGCGCCAUUCUCCACCGAUUACCUCGGCUUUUGCAUUUAUGCUGUGUUUUUCGGUGUGGCGUUCGGUUGGCUCAGUUCUGUGUUGUUCGAGACUCUGAUGGAUCUCGUGGGGGCUCAGAGGUUCUCCAGCGCAGUCGGGUUGGUCACUAUUGUGGAAUGUGCACCUGUGCUGCUGGGACCUCCAUUACUGGGAAAACUCAACGAUAUAUACCAUGAUUAUAAAUACACAUAUUACGCAUGUGGAAUAGUCCUGAUGGUGGCCAGUAUAUUCCUGUUUGUGGGAAUGGGAAUCAACUACAGGCUAGUGGACAAAGAGAAGAGGCAGGAGGAGAGAAGAGCCAGGCUAGAAGGACGAGAUGAAGAGACAAAUGUAGACAAGGCCCUGAACGAGAAGGCGAGGGAGGCUGAUGGAGACAUGUCGGAGGCGUGAGCCUUCAUUUCCAAAAGGGAUACAGACACUAUUUAACGUGCACACACCAACAAUCCACGUCUUCCAGUUCCGGCCGUCCAAAACAACACAAACAUGAGUUCACCUUUAUUGAGCCUCUUAACAGCACAAAAGACAUUCGGGUGCCAAAUAUUUUUUCUCUUUACUGCUUUCACGGACACACCAACUCAUGCGGUCACAAACACACCUUAUAUUUUUUUUGUGACGACUUGAGCCACGUUUAUACAGAGUUUCUGUACACACUUUUAUUUGGUAUCUUAUGGCUUUAAAACACAUUCCUAGGUUGAUUUUUAUAUAAUUAUAGAGAUGGCACACAUAAAAAAAACAAAGCCGAUUUUCAUCAGUGUCAGCAUCGCCAUGGGAACAGUACUAUAUUUAGAAGAACCCUUUCACUUUGUGUUCUUCAUAUAAGAUCAGGUCAGAUGUAUAUCAGACUAAGUCAUUAUGUAAGAUACACAAAUGUUUAUGGAGUGUUUUUGUAUAUGUGUGUAUUGUCUGCGGUUCUGAUUGGCUAGUUGAGAAUACUACACGGCAUUGUGUGAUCUAGAUUUCACGUCAUACUGUUUUUUUGUGUGUUCUGUUAAAUAUGAUCUAUUGUUUGGCAGGUUGCUUGUUUCUGUACACCACAGCCGAGCGUUGCCUUCACCUUGUUCUGACGUCACAAUGUCACAUUGGUUCUCAAGCUUGUUACUCAACGUCUCAUCGCCCAACUGUGUUUCUCUGUCACCAUGGAGAUUUCCACGGUAACUGUUUUAUAAACCGGCAGUCAGCAUACUUGUGUACUGCUCUGUGCAAAUCCCACUACGGAAGAAUUUACAUGUCAAGUUGUAUUUUUGCUUGUGUACGUCAUUUGCAGUCAAGAUGGUUUUUUGUGUCUUUUAUGCACUAGGAAAAAUGCCACUAGGGAACGUACAUGUAGGAGAACAUGAUGCGUGUCUUUCUCCACCUUUGACCACACUAUACGCACACGUCUGUUUCAUUGUAGUUGCCAAAAAGCUCUUGUGCUUUGGAAUGUGUGCCUUUUGAUUUACACACAAGUAUUUGUAUUUAAACCUAACAAGACUAACCUCUAAACACUCUUUAACAAUUGAUUGAAUGACAAGAGCUUGAACAUUUAUUAAUUUCGUAACCUGACAGUAAUUUGCUUUUUAUGUCACAUUGGGAUGGAGUAUUUUGAAGAUCUUCAUUUCAAGGCAGCAACCAGUGCAAGUGUGAUAACGUGCAUUUGUUUUCUGCAGACAAAUUCCAGCACGGAAGACUGCAUUUUAAGUUCUGCUGUUAAAACUCCAAAACUGAACACAUUUGUUUAUUUGUACAAUGAAGCAUAUUCAAAAUCUAAACAGGUGAGUGCAUUACCAAAGCAGAAUUUACUUCUGUGUUUCAAAACUAGUACUAGAACAAGCUACAAAAGGUUUUGCAGAUUAUUGAAAUAAUAAUAGGUGUGUUUAAAGAUCAGAUAAGUGACUGGUGCCUGUAAAGGGCUGAAUUUACAAGCAUUUUUUAAAUGGAGUGACUAGGUUGGCAAAAGGGAGGAAACUCCACUCCCUGCUGGUGGCUGGAGGGCAUUGCGACACUGCCAUCUAGCAACAAACGUGUCAAAUGUAACAAGUCACUUUAUAGUAAACAAUGUGGGGUUUCUGGGAUCAGUGUGAAAGCAUAGCGAGUGGCUAUUUUUGUGUAGCGCAUUAGGUAAGUUGUAUACUGGAUUAAUUCAUACUCGUGUACAUUUAACCUCCGUUUUCACAUUUUCUAUAGAGAGGCCAUUUUCACCUCAGUAGAAACUGUUCUGAAGGAUGUGUUUGUAUGCUGUUGUAUUCCGGUGUAGCAGAGUUCGUAUCUCAGCAAGGCUGUAUAUUCAAUGCAUUGCUAACUGGAUCUCGGAUAAGAUCAAGAUUCCUACUGAACUUCUGUUAACAGAACAGGAUAAUAUAAUUGCUGUGGAUUCAUGUCAGUGUUUUCAAUUUGUAAUAGCGUGAAGGAAAAUUAAGCUGUACUGAGAAAAUGGACGUAUCAGUAGAUACAACACAAAAGUAACACACUAACAUGGGUGCUUAAAAUGUUGUUUGUCAGACAACUGACUGAGGCAAAGAAAGCAAGUUUGUGUUUGUGCUCAAAUUCCUUGCAAACUGAUCUCGUGAUUUAGGAGAGUCCGGCCUACCCUCUAGUAAACGGUAUGAAUAAUAGUAUUAUUUAGACAUUUGAAAUCACGAGUGAUAUUUUGUAUGUUUGAUGUUUUGUCUGGACGAGCAAAUCAAUAAACGUUUUUAAAAA
Messenger RNA from Triplophysa rosa, 3925 nucleotides. It is a transcript of the gene slc16a1b, whose product is annotated as solute carrier family 16 member 1b. Gene Ontology annotation, molecular function: monocarboxylic acid transmembrane transporter activity. The transcript has 5 exons. The record is from RefSeq and is a predicted model, not a curated record. Gene Ontology annotation, cellular component: membrane. Bases 242 to 1636 code for a protein of 464 amino acids. Gene Ontology annotation, biological process: transmembrane transport; monocarboxylic acid transport. NCBI's taxonomy places the organism in Eukaryota, Metazoa, Chordata, Actinopteri, Cypriniformes, Nemacheilidae.